AUGUCGCGCUCCUUCUAUGUCGACUCGCUCAUCAUCAAGGACUCCUCACGGCCCGAGCCCUCGCUGCCUGAGCCGCACCCCGGGCCAGAUUUCUUCAUCCCGCUGGGCAUGCCGUCCCCGCUGGUGAUGUCCGUGUCCGGGCCCGGCUGCCCGUCUCGCAAGAGCGGCGCUUUCUGCGUUUGCCCUCUCUGCGUCACUUCGCACCUGCACUCCUCUCGGGGGCCGACGGGCUCCGGCAGCGGGGGCGCAGGGAACGGCAGUACAGGGGCCGGGGGUAGCAGGGCGGCGGGCGGCGCCGGGGCCUUGCCCCUGCUCAAAAGUCAGUUUUCUUCGGGUCCUGGGGACGCACAGUUUUGCCCGCGCGUAAGCCACGCGCACCAUCACCACCACCCGCCGCAGCACCACCAUCACCACCACCAGCCCCAACAGCCUGGUUCGGCUGCUGCCGCGGCAGCUGCGGCAGCAGCGGCGGCCGCCGCGGCGGCCUUGGGGCAUCCGCAGCACCACGCACCUGUCUGCGCCGCCACCACCUACAACGUGGCAGACCCGCGGAGAUUCCACUGUCUCACGAUGGGGGGCGCAGACGCCAGCCAGGUACCCAAUGGCAAGAGGAUGAGGACGGCGUUCACUAGCACGCAGCUCCUGGAGCUGGAGCGGGAAUUCUCUUCCAACAUGUACCUGUCUCGGCUCCGGAGGAUCGAAAUCGCCACGUACCUGAACCUGUCGGAGAAGCAGGUGAAAAUCUGGUUUCAGAAUCGCCGGGUAAAGCAUAAGAAGGAAGGGAAGGGCACGCAGAGGAACAAUCACGCCGGCUGCAAGUGCGUCGGCAGCCAAGCACAUUACGCGCGCUCUGAGGAUGAGGACUCCUUGUCGCCGGCCUCGGCCAACGAGGACAAGGAGAUUUCCCCCUUAUGA
Messenger RNA from Pteronotus mesoamericanus, 915 nucleotides. It is a transcript of the gene GSX2, whose product is annotated as GS homeobox 2. Gene Ontology annotation, cellular component: nucleus. The transcript is spliced from 2 exons. NCBI's taxonomy places the organism in Eukaryota, Metazoa, Chordata, Mammalia, Chiroptera, Mormoopidae. Bases 1 to 915 code for a protein of 304 amino acids. Gene Ontology annotation, molecular function: sequence-specific double-stranded DNA binding; DNA-binding transcription factor activity, RNA polymerase II-specific. The record is from RefSeq and is a predicted model, not a curated record. Gene Ontology annotation, biological process: regulation of DNA-templated transcription.